Molecule: messenger RNA, 2757 nt
Organism: Acyrthosiphon pisum (pea aphid)
Lineage: Eukaryota; Metazoa; Arthropoda; Insecta; Hemiptera; Aphididae
Exons: 2
Coding region: 660-1886 (408 amino acids)
Molecular function (GO): protein binding
Source: RefSeq, a predicted model, not a curated record
UGUGAUUAUCGUAUGUAUUGUGUAACUUUGGUAAACACGAUUAUAAAGAACCAUGUAAAAGAAAAUAUUUCUUUAUAAUCGCGGUGUCAAACUGACAAGUUACUGAUAUCACGGAAUAUAAAAAAUAAUUAUCGUGACACGGAUACAUACAUAAUAUUAUUAUAAUACACGUAGAUAGGAGUAUAUUCUAGAGUGUAAGUUAUAGAGUACGUAGUUGUACUCACGGUUAGAAAGAAUUAUAAUCGUAUAAUGAUGUAUAAUGAUCUAAGGUUGUAUUAGGGCACUGUAGUUACUACAGUAAUGCUACGCCGCCAUUUUUUGACCAAUAAUGUUAUGUGAAUAUGAAUUUUCCCCACUUCAUUUUGUUGUCGAUAAAUGAGUCGCAAAACGGUGGCACAGCAUUAUAAUAUUAUGUAGAGCUUAUUAAGUUGUACCAGACUGUAAAAUAUGAACCUAUUUCUCCAUGAAUUUUUACUUACAACAAAAAUGCUCGAUCGCUAUUGGCUGACAUAAAAGCUGAUAUGGUUAAUCGGACGGUUCUGACUUCUGACAUUCUACAACUCACAACAACUCUUGACUGGUGUACUAGUGAGAGUUCUUUCUUAUUAUAAAAUAUUAUGAUCUAGAGUGACGACAUUGUUAUUUGACGAAAAUUCAAAAUGGAUGAUUCAAGUAUUCUAGCAUGGACUGACGUGGAUACAGUGGAAACCAUUUCUCUUUCAUCUUUGGAUAUAGAUUCUUGUGUUGAUACUCCUGAUCAAGUCAAUCAAAUUUGUCUACCGCCUGAAUUGUUGGAAAAAAUUGUUUGUUAUUUUGAUGGCAAGACUUUGCUUAAAUUCAAACAGUUAUCAAAGACAUGUAAUGAUAUUGCUAAUAAUGCACUUCGUUAUAAUAAACUAUGGAAAAAAUAUUGCCUCGGAGAAAUACCAAAGAAAUAUUUAAUUGAUAUGUUCACUAAACAAUGUGAUAAAAAUAUUCCAUUUGAAUCGCUUUUGGAAAGUCAUUAUGAAGCGGCUUAUAAAAAAUGGAUUCAAUGGCAAAAUCCUGUUUUUAAAUUAACCUGUAUUGGACAACACAAUUUUUUGGGUCUUAAUGGAGUAGUUAAAAUUGUUUGUCACGAACUUGAUGUCAUGAUUGUAUUUCCAAAUUUUAUGUAUUCAUUUACAGUUACAAAAAAUCAGAUCUCAGGAAAAUAUUAUGUCUUAAGUGGUUAUUCAGAAAAUUGCAAACCAGGUGAACUAGUUGUGUUAAAUCCUAGACCUGUCAUAAAUCGAGAAAGUAGAGCAAAUGAUGUUUUCAUCACUUGCCAUGAAAAACAUUCAAAUUUGUGUCCAUUGCAUGACUCAGUUUAUGAUAGGCAUGAUGGAAAUAUGAGAGAUAAUUUUAUUGGAAAACUUGUAGAUGUGGACAUGAACGCUUAUACUAAUGUAUGUUGUUGGGUCCGAGAAACAUGGUACGAAUGGCAUUCAAAUAUUGAUUCAAAUGUUAUCAUGGGCCAUUUAUGCCCACAUUUAAGUUUUAUUUUGUUUACAUCAGUAAUUCAUGGAUUGAUAAUUAGCCGGAAUCAGAUUAAUAGCAUUUUAAUUCAUGGUAUUUUUAAGGAUACAUGUAUAAUUUCUCAUUCGUGGUUGAAGGAUAAAUAUUCAGGAACUUCUGCAAUAUACAUGUAUACAAACAUUUUGUUUGUUGGAACUCUUAAUGGUUUCUUAUUGGCAUAUCGUUUGCGCUGUAUGGAUGAUUUAAUUAAUCUGAAAGACAGAAAUAUGCUGUUAGAAAUAAAAUUGGACAUUGGCCAAAUAAUUAUGUUUGAUAUCAUAGAUUUUGACGACGUUAAAGUCUUAGUUGUUGCAGCGACAAAUAGUGUUCUUUGGUUUAAAAUUGAAUAGAGUAUAUUAUGUGUGUUCAUAAUUAUUUUUAGAGACUGUGUGUUUAUUAUGAAGGAAAACUGGAGACUUAAAUCCUACCCUUAAAAUCCAAAAAAGUUCAGUUUCAUUAUACAAAUUUUUUUUUUUAUACUAAAUAUCUAUUUAUCAUAAUUAAUUUGAGUUAAUGAAAAAAAAAAUUAUAUAUCAUAUAUUACAUCUUAGUAGUUCCUUAAUUUUUAAAUAUAUAGUUUGUUCCAAUACAAAUAUUUAUAUAGUGUAAUACUUUUAACUAUAAAUUUAAUAAAAACUAAUGAUUCAAUUUUCUUUAAAUUAAGUUUUUAUUCAGUGCUGGGCAGUAUUUAAGAUAUGUAUCAGAGAUAUAAUGGUUUUGUAUUGGGAUAAUUUUUUUUGCUUAUAUCCAAUAUAUAUUAAUUUUUUUAAGUAUUUGUAAUUAUUUUUAAAACAUAAUACAAUUUAGUCUUAUGCAUAAACAUUUAUUACUGUUUUUUUUUCUGGUAUAGAAAUAUUUCCUUAGAUUAAUCAACAACUGUGUAUAACCAUAAUAUAUGGUACAUAUAUGUAUACAUCUUCAUAAGUCAUGAUACAAGCAACGCUAUCUCAAAAACUUAAAUAUCUUAUAAAUUCUAUAUUUCUUAUGCUCAACUUGAACAGUAUAUUGAAAUUGUUUACAUUUUAUUCACAGUGAAACCUCCCCUGACGGAUACCUAGCAGACAUUUGCUUGGGGACAAUCAACAAACUGAACCUUCUGAAUAGCGGGAAAAAAUUUCCGUGACCAAGAGUGUUCAUUAAAGAUGUGUAGAGGUUCACUGUAUUUAAUUUUUGCAAAUGUAUUAAUUCUACACACAGUAAAGAAAAGAGUUUUAAAAAUAA